UAUUUACGUGGACAAAAAAAAACAAAAAUAACAAAGGACAAAGGAUUGUGAUUGUUAUUUGUUUUGAACAAAAAAUUUGUGGGGUCAGUUUCAAAUUUCACAUACACAAAAAGCUGAAACAAAAGCAUAAACAAAAGUUAGAUGUAGUUUAAACUAUUUUAAUAGAUAAACCAUGACAACUACCAAGGGCUUUAAGGUCACAGAUGCGGAUCGAAAGACCAGAGUUGGAAUUGCCGUGAAAAAUUUGGAAGAAUUGAAGAAAAAAACCAUAGACAAGUUUAAACUUAAAUUCUCACCUGGAGAGAUAGACUUCCAGACCACCGACGGCACUAUCAUAGAAAAUGAAGAAUACUUUCAGACCCUUCCUCCUCAGACGUUGCUAAUAUGGGUGAAAGCUGGCGAAAAGGCAGCCACAGACGCUGAGAUCUUAUACAAGACCAUCAGAGAAGUGAACGAUGAGUAUUUAACAGCUGGAGAAAAGGUGCAAGAAUUUUUCACCGAGAAAAUGAAAAGCAAAGUGUUGAAACUGGCCGAGGUUCUGAAGGGCCUCGAUGCAGAUAAGGCCAAGUUGAGUAACAGGUCCGAACAUCCCGAAUGGUUCGAGGGCCUCAGCACCACCGCGAAAACAAAAGAGGACUAUAUGUUUAGGAGAGCCCAAGAUCGCAUAAGAUCCUAUUACUACCGCACCAAAGACGAACUAGGAAACAGGAAGGACGUACCGCAAUCGGCGGUACGUGACCUGUUUCUAGAGCUAGAGGCCAGGUUAAAAUUGAAUAAAUAUCACGGGUAUUAUUUCAACAGGGCGAACAGCGGAAACAACGACGACAUGAAAAGCAUCUGCGACAGGCAAGGGAUGUUCCGAUGUCAAGGCAGAUGGGAUAAGGAGCAAUGUCUAUACUCUCCGACUCACAGCAUUAAUCCGUACCUCAGCCGGGAGUCACGCAUCAUUUUUCAGACUUGGAAUCUCGAUCACAACAAGGAACGCUCGCGUUCAGUCAUCCCAGCUGUGUGCGCAGCUUUGCGGACUUCUCAUCCUGCUGCUGCGCACGCUGAGAUUAGACGCAUCCACGUAGACCUAGACCUAACCAAAAAAGGAAAGUAUAGGAACGUAUGCCUCGACAUUAAGGGUAUUUAUAACGACCUAUUCACUUUGAAUAACUUGAAAUUUGUACAUAUUGUUUGUCAUGAUAAAGGAGCUCAUGUCUCAGCGAAGGCUGGCCCUUACCUGUUGCAAUGAUGUUCUGAUUUUAGAGUCAGACUAGCGCAGAUCACAGAUGCAGCGCAGAGCGAGCUUAUUAGUAAUUUGUUUUAAUUAUUGUAAAUUUUUUCAAAAAUCCUUUAUAAAAGGUAUAUUUUAUUAAAAUCCCUUGAAGGGGUACAUCACAGAACGGUUUCGGAAUAACAAUUCCAUCACCAGUGCUUUUUACGGGUUAAUGACAUGCUUGAAAUGCCAAGAUAUGUGGGUGAAAUCCCUUUAAACCCUAUAUAGUUAUAACAUUAUCGUGUUUUAAAAUUAAAGUGGUGUUUAAAAUAUUCCUGGGUAUAACAUCAGACACCACAGGACUCCACACGACACGUGGGUUGCUUUUGUUCGGAGGAAGGAUCCUCACAUUACGGACAGUAAUUAGCAACCCUAGUUGCGGAUAGUUAAGGAUCAAUCUUCCGGAGAAAAACCCACGUGUCGUGGGUGGUUCUGUGGUGCCUGAUGUUAAAUCCAGAAAUAUUUUAAAUACUUGAUACUUGAGCCACCCACAUAUCUUGUUGGCUCAGGCAUGUCAUUAACCUGUAAAAAGCACUGAUGAUGAGAAGGUUGUUCCCAAAACGUUCUGUGAUGUAGGCCUUUAAGGGAUUUUAAUAAAAUAUACCUUUAUAAAGGAUUUUUGGAAUCCAGCUACAUGAAUUUAAUUUCCUUGUGGAUUUUUAAUUAUUGUAAACAUUCUGAUGCUAUGUUAAGAUAAUAUGAACACAAAAUGGCCUAAAGAUUAAAAUCAUUAUAUAGAUGUAUAUUCUACAAAGUAGUUGAACUAUUAGUAUUAGUUGGUUAUACUGAAGAUACGCCUUUACGGAUGUUACUAGGAAAACAGAACAGACUAUAUAGAUGAGUAUUGAAUAUUUUCCGGAGAUGUCAUAUAUUUAAUACUGGAAGUACUACAAGAUAUCGGCAUUGAAGGGUUUGGACAAUUAAUUAUCAUUAAGGCGUGAUCCUAGAUACUACAACCGAUUAUUCCGUAUGUUUCAAUAAUUUCGACCUUCAAUUUUAAAUAAUUAUUUAAGGCAACCCCGAAUAAUAAUUCCUACUCUCUAUCCUGUUCCCCACUCCGUUAGAUAUACAGACAUUUUUGAACUGCAAACGGAAGAUUCUCCGUCUUGACUAUUGACCACCACAGGAAACAGAAGUGUGAAGAUACUCUCUCUGGUUUUCACCGUCAAAUAGAACAGACGAAUUUGUUCUAUCUUCUGUCAGAGAUAACCACUAGUUACCGCGUGACGAAAAUACCGUAAAUUUCUUUACUUUCUCCUCUUGAAGGCAACAUACGUGCUAAGCAAUCUCUCUGGGAUACCGCUUCCCGUACAGUACCCAAUAUCUUAGCAAAUUAGCAAAUAUCUUCUGUUAACAGAGUAUUCCCAUGGUCGCCAGUAGAUUAUGGGACCAUAGAUUAAGGCUCGAAGAUAGAUAGAUAGAAGAACACAGUACAUAUUAAAUAUGUCACUGAUUAGUCUUUAAAUAUGAUAAAGAAAUAAAACUUUAAGGGAUGGAUGUGGACUUUGAUUGAACAUAUUUAUAUUUAUGUUUUCUAUAAAACUAGGCCUAGUUUUAAGUUAUUUUGAAAAAACCUAUAACAGAUGUGCUCAACGAGUAUAUUUUUCUAUUCUAUUUCUACAGUUUAUUUUGUAUUAUGUUCAUUGAUUCAGUAUUUUCCUGUAAAUCUGUGAUCUGUGCUGACAAGUUACUAUUUAUGUGAUAAAAAAUUCGAUAAGUAAGGCAUUUUAGUAGUGAUAACAAUAAGUAUAUAUGCUUGAUGUCAGAAAAUAAACAUUAAAUGUUAGAAACGACAAAAGACAACUUUAUAGUGUAAUAAUUAUAACAGACUCUAGAAUGUUUCUGCUAUCUUUUUCAAUAGGGGUAUAUCAAGUCCGAAAAAACAUUAAAAAAUAAACCACAUUUCUAAUCAUAAGCGUUGUUUCUAACAUUCCUUGUUUUAGAGCUGUAGAAAUCUGAAUAACUUGUAAAAUUAUGAAGAUAGAAUAAUUUUUGCAUGAGAGUAUUUACCAUAUAUUUUAUAAUAAUAUGUUAACGGUUUAUAUUUACUAGUAAAAGAGAUGAUAUAUGUCAGAGAUAUCUUCUUUAGAGAUAUCUCUCAAAAUAAAAAAGAAAGUAUCUGUUGUACUUAUUUGAAGACUAAUUAAUUCAAAAUUCAUUAAAACUUUUUGCAUAUAAAGAAUAUUUAGUCAGACAUUAAACGUUGAAGGCACCACGGGUAUUAUAGAUAAUACCCUUGGUACCUUAAUUACUACAUAUAAGAGAACCGUUAUUAUUGUUAUGAAUGAACGUUUUUUAUUAUUAAUUUUUACUUCCUCCCCAAUAAAACCACUAUACACGGAAAAAAAUUUAAAAAAGCAAGCAAAAUGAAAAUGUCCGGAUUUUUUUGACCAGGAAUGUAGUUGAUAAUCAGUUAAUUUAGUAUUUCUUGAAGUAAAUAUAAAAUGUUAAUAUCUAGUAGAACUGCCAUUAUCGUGUCAAAGUUAGUCGAGUCAUAUUAUUAUUUUACAUACAUUUUGCAUAAUUUUAGCCCAGUUAAUUUAGUAUUUCUUGAAGUAAAUAUAAACUGUUAAUAUCUAGUAGAACUGCCAUUAUCGUGUCAAAGUUAGUCGAAUCAUAUUAUUAUUUUACUAUAUUAUACAUUUUGCCCAAUUUUGUGCCAUUUUUAGACGUAAUUAUUUAUUUGCUCAAAAACAAUCAAAAUUUUCUUUAGCUUCGAUCUCUUCUAUACCUAAAAGAAACAAAAUCUGGUAUCAACCUACCUCAGUGUUAAUUCUAUACGAAAUAGGGCACUAGAAAGACUUUCGUAGAUUUCGUUUCAGGUUUGGUGUUCAAAAAUUUCGUUACGUCUAUUUUUAUAUAUGAAAUUUUACCAAAUACCUACUUUUAUAGUUUAUUUGACUGAUUUUUUUAAAUGAGCUGGACUCAGAGAAAGUAUUUUACUACAUUUUUCCUUUUAUUUUUACAGAAAUGUACUAGGAAAUUAUAAUAGAUGUAUUUUAUCACUGUUGGAUCAAAGUAUAGAUCUUUUCUUCUAAAUUUUUAAUCUUCUUGUUACAGUCUCACAACUUUAUAUAAGUAUUGUUGAAAUAUCAACAGACUUUUUGCAACAGCUGGAUUUAAGAUGGGUAACACAUUCUUUAGAGUCGUUUGCUACGCUGACGACGCUGUCCUUAUCGCCGAUUCUGAAGGCAAUCUCCAAAGGCUACUGCAUGCAUUUAAUACUAAAGCUAAAGAACUAAAUAUGCUCAUCAACACCGAGAAGACAAAGUGCCUAGUAAUUUCCAAAGAACCGAUAAGAUGCAAAUUGGAAAUUGACUCCAAAACUGUGGAACAGGUGAAUCACUUAAAAUAUCUUGGCGGAAAUAACAAGCCAUGGAAGUUUCUCAAAAGAGGUCAGAGAACAAACAAUGAAAGCAGCUAGAAUCUCGGGAUGCCUGAAAGAAAUCGUAUGGAAGAACAAAUACCUAAAUACUGAAAGCAAAGUCAAAAUAUAUAAAGCAACAAUAUUAUAUAAGAAAAAACCACCCAAGUACUUCGAAAAACUAAACAUCGAGUCUCUAGAGAACCAAAACACAAAAUGGCUGUAUAAAAGACGUUUAGAACAAAGAUUUGAGAUAAACCCAGUAACAACAGGUGAAAGAGUAAAUGAGACAUGGGCAAAAAUAGAAUAUAAUAUAUUACAAGCCGCAAAAGGAAAGCAUAGAAGUCAGAAAAAUUAACCUGAAUGCAACAAAAAUAUCAAAGCCCUAGUUCAAUACUGAAAUAAGAGAUCUAGCGUAUGAAAAGAGGAAAUCAUACCUACAAUAUUGCACUAACAAAACACAAAACAAUUACCAACAAUACAGAGAUACAAGAAAUUACAUCAAUUCUAAGAUAAGAAAUAUAAAAAGGGAAUAUUGGACACGCUUUACCAAAGAAAUGGAACACGAUUUGUAUGGGGCGCAAAGAAAAGUUUGGAAAAUACUAAAAAAUAGGAAAAAACCCAUUAACGAAUAUAGAAGUUUAAAUAAAAUAGAAGCAGAACAAUGGACCGCCUAUAUAGAAGAACUAUAUAAGGAAGAUAUUAUAAUGCCUGAAGAAGAGGAAGAAACAGGAAAUGAAGACGAAUCCAACAUAGACACAGAACUAGAAAUCACAAAAGAAGAAAUGAGGAAUAACAUACGUAAAUUAAAAAACAGAAAAGCACCAGGACCCGAUGGGAUACCAAAUGAACUCCUGAAAUACGGAGGAGAAACCUUAAUCGAAAACAAAGAGAUCCUCUUUCAAGAAAUAAUAUGUAGCCAGCGUGUACUAGACCAGUGGAGGACGAGUAUAACAAUACCUAUACACAAGAGAGGAAACAGCAAAGACCUUACCAACUACCGUACCAUCACCUUGCUGAGCACAACUCUUAACAAAAAUACUUGCAAAUAAAAUAAAUGAAGAAUACACAAUUAGUGAGAAACAACAAGGUGUUCGGAAAAAUAGGUCCACAAUAGACGUCAUAUUCAUAGCCAGACAAAUUGCUGAGAAAGCACUGGAAUAUAAUAAACCUGCAUUUAAAUGCUUUAUAGAUCUGACUAAGGCCUUCGAUUGUGUAAGAUUGGAAGAUGUGCUAAGAUUGCUAAAGUAGAAAAAUCAGUCCAAGAGAUAAAGAUAAUUAAAGACAUUAAUACGAAGAACAAAACCAGAAUAAAAGUCGAGAAUGAACUAACAUCGGAAGUAGAAAUCAACUCGGGAAUCAGACAAGGGGAUAGCUUGAGCCCAUUACUUUUUAAUUUAGUCAUGGACAAAAUCAUAGAAAACAUUAAAAGUACUGGAAAAGGAUAUAAGAUGGCGGAAAAACAAAUAAAAAUCCUCUGUUAUGCUGACGACGCAAUCUUAAUCUACGAUAACGAGGAUAACCUACAGCGAAUGGCACAAACUUUCAGUACAGUGGCAAAGAACUACAACAUGAAAAUAUCAACAGCCAAGACAAAAUCCUUGGUAGUGUUAAGGGAACCCAUAAGAUGCAAAUUACUAAUUAACAACGAACUAAUUGAACAAGUCUCGAGAUUCCAAUAUCUGGGAAUCGAAGUAUGUAGUUAUGGAGAUGUUAAAGAGAGCGUCCGAAAGAAAGCAAAUAAAGCCAAUUACGAGUCAGGAUGUCUGAGGGAUGUCAUUUGGAGAAACAAAGAGAUGAGGCUGGAAGGGAAAGUACGCAUAUACAAAUCAUGUGUAAGACCGAUCAUGACGUACGCGAUAGAAACAAGAUGUGACACAGCAGAAACCAAGAGGAUACUGAGAACAUCAGAAAUGAGAGCGUUGAGGUUAAUAACUGGGAAAACACUGAGAGACAGAAUAAGAGAUCUCUGUAACAUACAAGAUAUAGUAUGGUGGGUACUGAUACUAUUUCAUCUUCUAUAUCAUCAUAAAAGUCGCUAGCAGUAACAAUUUCCUGUAACUCAGCCUCAGUAAGAUAUUUGCGGGCCAUAUCUUAUAUGUACACAAAAUACUAAGAAACUAUAAUAAUAUACGCCAGGAAAUAAUAAUAAUGACUAACUGUAGCAGACAGGAAUGUCAUGAUUCGUACAUAACAGGCACCACAGUCUAAAAAUAGAUUCUGAUAACGCGCAGUGUAAAACUACUUGGAAUUCCACAUAAUAGAUGGUAUUUUACUAAACAUCAACUUCAGAAUAUAUUUUUUAUUCGUAAAAUAUAGGGAAUUUUUUUUAUUUCAAAAUAUAAGGAUAUCUAGAAUGAUAUUAAAGCCAAAUAAAAAAAUAAUGAGUUAAAAAUUGAAAAUACUUUUUAAUUUAUUAAGAAAAACAUACGCUGGGGUCCAAAUUUACCCCCUUGGUCAUCCAAAGGUUAAAGAAUCAUAUAUCUUAAAAUUCUUUCUCGAAAACGUUGACCUCUUAGACUUUAGACUAUUAGGAAAGAGGGAAAUAAAAGCAUGAGGAAGAGUAUGUCCAGUAUUGUGGGAGUAAAGGGCUUUAGAUAAAUAGGAUAUGAAGAAUAUUUUGCCAUUGCUGGUAUCUCUUUGAAAAAUGUAAACAAAGAAAUGCUAAUUGAUAAUCUAUUUCAUCAAAUUUUUAAUUCAGUAUCAGUACAGUUUAAUAUUGUGAUAAAAAUAUUAAUUAGAAAAGAUCUAUAUUUAUAACACAAUUUAAUUUACUUAUAUCAAAUGUUGACUAAAUCUAUAUUUUAAUGAAAUUGUUAAGCACUAGGUCAGAUACUUAAACAAUUUUGUGAGAAUAUGACCUUUUCAUGACCUCUUAUUGAGGUUGUUAAGAGAAACAGGUCUCUUAAGAAACAAUAGCUGUUUAUUAAUAGUAAUAUUUUUAUAAAAGUAUAAGUUAUAAAAGUUUCUGAGCUGCUUGUCUAACAAUUUCUCACCAUAAAAGUAUUUUCCAUCAUGCGCUUAAAAACCCGACAAAAACAUAUAGUGCAGUCACUAAAGGUUUUGACCUCCGAUUUCGUUGAACUCCCAUCGAUUUUGGGGCAAGUUAGCGCCAUGUCGCUUUUGUUUCUUGAGGUAUCCUCUAACUACUCACCAAUUUUCAUGAAAAUCAAUGAAGGUUUAACGAAAUCGGAGAUGAAAACUUUCAGUGUCUACUCUAAAAACAUACUGUUCACCUUCACCUCGUAUGCUUGCGGGUGAAAUAAGUUAAUUAAUUAUGGUAUAUCAAUAUUGUUAACAUACGUAUUGUUAAGAUACCCGGAGAAAUUCUAGAGGAGUAUAUUUUAGACGGUUUUUCCGGGUGUCAUCUAAUUGUAACCUAUACAUAACCUCAAAAUAAGUAUAUACGAAAUGCUUAUCAAAUGAUGUGAUUAAACAUAGAAAAGGAAACAGCUUUUAUGCAAUCAGUUGUUAGCUUCAUGCAAUAAUUAGUAUAUACAUAUAAUAUGUAGUUAGCUUGUAAAAGGAUAUUUUGGAAUUUGAAAGUUGUCAAAAAUGUUCUUUGCGGUUUAUUUAGAACGAUAUUGCAACUAGGUACACUAGUUGUCCCAUGAAAUUCCUAUUGAACUGAACACCUACAUAACGAGGCAUAUUUGGUUAUAACGAGGAAAAAUGAAAUCGAAGAAUAUGUUUCUUUACCUGUUUUUAGCGCAGUAAUGCUAUAAAUAAAUACCCCAAGUGCCUGUAUACAGGAAUUCCCAACAUCUGUGUGUUUAUCGAGACCAGUGCUGUAUUAAACUCCACCGCCUGUAAUAAACUUCUUCCUUUCUGUUUAUCUAUCGACCGAUAUUGAAUAUUGUAGGAAAUUUACAAUUUACGAUGGCCAAGUUUCAUUGUUGAGGUUGACCAUCCACAGCUAAUAAACUAUCUAAGAGUCAUCAAAAUAUUUCAGUGGAUGUGGUAUGCACAAUAUUAUUAUUGUCUGAUAUAAUGAGAUCCGCUUAUAACGAGGUAAUUAGUCCGCCACUUCAGUUCUCGUUAUAGAGGGAGUCUACUGUAAAUGACUCGAAAUUAAAAGUAGCUAUUAUAACAUAUAUUCAGUUUUUGUAUAAGAUUUCAUCUUAAUAUCAUCCACAAUAAGACAGUUUUAGAGAAAGCAACAGAUACUUCCACUAUGCUACAUCCUUCCUUCACCUCCAAAACUUCUUCACUUCAUAUAAGAGGUGUGGCUAUUAAAUAACGAGAUGUGGCUAUAGAUGUUACUUAUCAUAACACUAUCACGUACAUCUAUUUUCUACUACUAGAACUCUUCAUUAUUUCUUUGUUUUGAAUCUUUUGUUGUUUUAAACAGGUUUAAAGUCUUAUUAUAUCAGUUCAUUUUGAACGCAUGGCGUUUUUUCUUUUACAGCUUUAAUGGAAAGAAAAAUGUUGUCCUUUCAAUGUAGUCACACGAACUUUGUACUUAGUUCACACUCUUAUCCCACGAAUUGGUUAAGACCAGUUAAGGGGGAUUCCCUGAGUGCUCUAUUGUUCACCCUGAUUAUAGAUGAAAUAAUAAAAAUAAAUAAAAACUAAAAAGGAUACCAAAUGAGAGAAAAACAAUUUAAUAUAAUCUGCUAUGCAGACGACGCAAUACUAAUCUCUCAAAGUGAAGAUGAUUUACAGCGUAUGCUGCACCGAUUUAAUAUAACCACCUAAAAUUUAACAUGUUCAUUUUCGCAAAAAAGACAAAAUGCUUGGUUAUAACAGCAAAUACCAAGAUGUAAAUUAGAGCUGGAGGGAUCACACUAUCUAGCUACGGAAAACUCGGAACAGAAAUGGAAGAUCAAGUGAAUAGAGCAAACAUAGACGCAGGUUGUCUGAAUGAAACAAUAUGGAGAAAUAAAAAUAUCAGGAAAGAAAUAAAAGGCAUAAUUUAGAAAACAGUCAUCAGACCAAUAAUAACAUACGCAGCAAAAACACGACCUGACAUGUACGCUAUCAUUUUAAUCAAUUCGUCAAAAUUUGAUUGUCUUUGCACAUUUUUCAAAUGCUAAAAAAGACAAGUCAAGUAAAAACAAUAAGUUUGGCAACAAUGUUGAACCUCUCCUCUUAAGUUACUUCCACUAUUUAACUUUCGACAAGGUAUCUCGGGGACCUAAUAUGUCUAUGUUUCUCUCUUCCUAGCGUUUAAAAUCAAUACCUAAAUAUUUCUUGUAGGAGACUACUAACUCAGUGAGCUGUAUAAGUGGACUGUAGGUAUUAUACCAUAGGGUGAAUUUAAAAUAAAAAAAUAACAGUAAAAACAAACAGACCUUAAAGUAACUUGUAAUAGAAAGAUUUCCUACCUUGUCAAUUCUCGGUGAACAAUCUUGAGCAGGCCUGCUAUUCUUCGUACUGCUAUUGCUGAGUUGGAGAAGUCACUCGCGAGGACUAUAUUUUCUACAAACUUUUCGGAGUUGUAGGUGACUGUUUUACUAAGAGAGUUGGUUGGCGAAUGUGUCUUUCUCAAAUAAUAAGAGUAGGUAUGCAAUUAUAAAACAAAAAAGGUUUUUUCUUGAAAAAAGAUAAAAAUGAAUAGUUUAACUCACUGAAAAAUUUGCCUACUCGUAUAUACGGAGUGUUCCAAAAACUGAUAAAUAAUUAUAAUAUUGAAAAAUAAAUUCAAAUAUUCUCUACAAAAAUAAGAAAAAAAAUAUGAAAAAAAAUUUUUUUAAGAAACGCUUUUCUUUAGUUACGAGUGACUAAAAUUACAAAUAUAAAAAAAAUCAACUAAAAAGCAAAAAAUAAAAAAAAAAUUGAAAAAAUCUAACACAUUCGUAUAAGAAAAGCGUGGCGCGUCUUCAUCGAAUAAAAGGUUUUCGCCCCACGCUUUUCUUAAACGAAUGUGUUAGAUUUUUUCAAUUUCUUUUAUUUUUUGCUUUUUAGUUGAUUUUUUUUAUAUUUUUAAUUUUAGUCACUCGUAACUAAAGAAAAGCGUUUCUUAUUUUUUUCAUAUUUUUUUAUUUUUUACUUUUUAGUCUUACACUUUUUAAAUAUUAAAUUAUAUCAUCAUGUUUCUUAAAAUAUGUAUAAAACAUAUGAUGUACCUACUUACAAGAAAAGCAGUCGGAAUCGGCAAAAAAUUUGAAACUUUAUUGUUUAUUUAUGAAGCUAAACGUAAACAAUUAACGUAAAAAGUGAAAUUAUGUAUAGUUCAUAUCAUUAGCUACAAUCCGCAAAAGUUUUAAGUUUUUACAUUGUAAAAAACAAGAGAAUUUGAGCAUUUUCCAUUAAAAUCGUUUUUUUUUAUUUAAAUAAUUAAUAAACAUAAAAAAAUUUAUUGAUUAUUCGUGUAUUGUUCCCGCGAAUGCAUAUGUCUGCAAAUUUUCAUUCAUUUGAAUUGGAGAAAAGGCACUCAAAUUAACGUCUAAAGAUUUGACGCAAACUAUUGAACUAAAUAAAAGUUUAAUAAAAAUCGUUAUUCAUAAUGGUGUGGACGAACCAAACCAAUGCCUACAUUAAAUUCCUUCCUAUAGUGUAUACUUGUUUUUUCUGAAAAUGUAAACGCGGUAAGUAUUAAAAAAUUACCAAAACAUUUUAUUAAAUAGUAAUACUAUAAUAGAAUAGCACAAAAAUAUUUAUAAGGACAAAUUCUAAACUAUGAAAGAAAAAAUAAGGUGCACCACCGUCUAAAUAUUCCGCAUUCUAAAAGUUUUCUACAUACCAAAGAGCUGUGAUUAAUAAAUCGAUAUUUUGACGACCUUCGAAUGGAAAUUUAUCCGUAAUAUACAUAAGGUAACGGCUUCCAUAGUUAGUUAGAAUAUCGUAGGGCUGAAUUGUAUGAACUCAUAGUAAAGAAAUAGUCAAACAGUAGCCACUCUAGGUUGUGCAGGAACGAUACAGGGUGAAUCAAAAUGUGUAGAUACGGAUAAGUAAAUUCUGUACUGUAUUGUGGGAAUCUGUAUCUUUACAUUUUCAACUAUUUUAUACACAUUUGUUGACUAUGGACUAUAUUUUUUCGUAUUUCCACCAAAUGUUGGAUCGGACUUUUCAUGUAUGUGCUGUUUUUGAAAGUACUUUAAAUCAGAUCUUUAUGAGAGAAAAAAGCCAAAAUACAUAGGUAUAUUAGGUAUAAAAAUUAUCGAAUCAAUAUUACUGAUUAAUAUUUUGGGACGGGGUCGAGUUCGCUCCCAAUGGUAAGAAUUUUACCUGAACUAAAAAAGGUUGAGUCCGAAUUGGCUCCCAUAGACAAAAUUUAUUUUACCUAAACAUAUCACCCAGCGUUGUCACUUCUUUCAAAUUUUCUCUUUUUGUUAGAAACUGGUACCUUCCUAGAAAUAUCUAUGGGAAAGGAGGAAGACCUAACCCUUCGGUCCUAACUUAACUUUCGGGUAUUAGAGUGUAGAGCGCAAACCGGCCGAUUUCAGGUAAGAGCGCAAAACGGUCGAGCGCAUACCGGCCGACACCGAUAAUUUGUGUUAAAAUUGCCACAUAUGCCAAUGUUGAACUAAAACAAACUCUAAAAGUAUUUGUCUAAAAGUAUAAUUUUCCUAUAAAAAGUCUAUAUCACUAUGUAAAUUUCCUAAGCAGUAUAAAUAUUACACGAUUUGGCAACAAUGUCUAAUGUUUCCGCGAUUAUAUGAGAGCCUACCCGCAUUCAUGCGGGAGCCAAUUCGUAUCCUUCUAAAAUAUACCUGAACGAAGCGGAGCGAACUCGACUUCACCCAUAUUUUGUAUUUUGAUAACGACGUCCCAGUUGGAAGUCGAAACGUCACUAAAAUCAUUUUUUAAGUUAAAUUGUGGCUAAUUUCCCAUUUAGAAUAAUAAAUUUUUUCAUUAACAUAGUUAUUCUGACUUUUACGGCAGAUCUAAAUAAACUUGCAUAGAACGUGCAUAGAAAUCGGGCCAGUUAAAAAUUUGGUCAUUUUUGAUGUUUCAUAUUUCCUAAACCUGUUGGCCAAUUUAAGUGAUUUUUUUAACAUGUUAUAGCCUGAUUCUUUAACAAUACCACUGUAAUAAUAUUGUUGCUAAACAGGUAAAUUUUCAUUGUAUACCGGGUGUACCAAUCAAACUGUUGGAACCAAUCAAACCAUCAGUCACAAAAUUGGAAAAAAUUAUUUUGUAAAAGGUAUAAAAUUUUAUUAAAAUCCCUUUAAAGGGCUACAUCACAACAAAACGUUUUCGAUUUUUAUAAAAAAUCAUCAUCAGUGUUAGAUAAACUGGAUGCUAGCUGAGCCACAAAAGAAAAAUAUCCGGGUAAAAACCCUUUAAAUAUAAUAUAGAUGCGUUAAAAAGGCCUACUUUAAUAAAAAGCCUAAUGAUGGUCACAUGGCAACUAGGAUAAUGCCCUAAGGUAAUGUAUUGAAAUUUCCCAACACGUGGGAUCCAAAUUGAGUUAUUUGCAGUUGCCAUUAAGUCAUUGAAAUGUAAAUAACUCAAUUUGGAUCCCACGUGUUGGGAAAUUUCAAUACAUUACCUUAGGGCAUUAUCCUAGUUGCCAUGUGACCAUCAUUAGGCUUUUUAUUAAAGUAUGCACUUUUAACGCAUCUAUAUUAUAUUUAAAGGGUUUUUACCCGGAUAUUUUUCUUUUGUGGCUCAGCUAGCAUCCAGUUUAUCUAACACUGAUGAUGAUUUUCUAUAAAAAUCGAAAACUUUUGUUGUGAUGUAGCCUUUUAAAGGGAUUUUAAUAAAAUUUUAUACCUUUUACAAAGGAUUUUUUUUAAUUCUGUUGUUUGAUUCAUUCGUUUAUGUUGGAUAAUAAAAAAGUUAGGUACUUUAACAACUAGACAUGUUAUUCAUCAAUACACGGUAUUUUUAAAUAAGUGCUACAAACUUUAAGGGGUAAUUCUGCAUGAAAAAAUAAUGACCGUUUGCUUUUUAAUGGUAUGUCCGCGAAUGCUUCGUUUCCGAGAUAUGGGAUGUUGAAUUUUUUCUUACAAACUGGCGAUCUAUUUUAUUGCUUUAAAGCAAUAAAGUAAAUCGUCAAUUUGAAAAAAAAUUCAACAUCCCGUAUCUCGGAAACGAAACAUUUGCGGACAUACGUUUAUAAAGCCAACUGCCAUUAUUUUUUCAUGCAGAAUUACCCCUUAAAGUUUGUCGCACUUAUUUAGAAACACCGUGUAUUGAUGAAGAACAUGUCUAGUUGUUAAAGUACCUAACUUUUUUAUUAUCCAACAUAAACGAAUGAAUCAAAAAACAGAAUGUUAAGAAAACCUGAGGCUAUAGUUGGGUUUUAAUUUCAGUAUUUUAUAAAUGCUAUAAUAUUCCACAGGGUGAUGCGAACUUUGAGAAAAAACACAGUUUAAUUGGUAGACCCGGUAUACAAUGAAAAUUUACCUGUUUAGCAACAAUAUUAUUACAGUAGUAUUGUUAAAGAAUCAGGCUAUAAGAUGUUCAAAAAAUCACUUAAAUCGGCCAAUAGAUUUAGGAAAUAUGAGACAUCAAAAAUGACCAAAUUUUUAAGUGGACCGAUUUCUAUGCACGUAAGUUUAGUUCGGCAGGUGCAAUUUUUGUAGCCACGAAUGUCUCCUUCUGUCUGGACCUCUUCUGCUGUCUAUUUUUCCUUCGAUAAUUCACUGUAGUACUAUAUAUUUAUUGCAGUGGCGUAGCCAGGGGGGUUUUGGGGGUUAUAACCCCCCUCCCCCCAUUGGGAUGUACUUCGAGCUCUAUACGCUUAACAUUACUAUUCCAUGCCCCCAGACACCCUCCAGUAGUUGUAACCCCUCCCUUAGGAUCAUCCUCGUUACUCCGUUGAUUUAUUGUGCCUCAUACGUGACCCAAGUAUUCCAACUUUCUUUUCUCUUCCCUUGUGUCUCGGAGUGCCUUUUCCAAGGCAAUCUUAAAUGUGGUGAUUUACUAUUUUUAAACUUUUUAAUGGCUUGAGCAACCUCUUCAAUGGUAGAUGGCAAAUAUAAUAUUGGUUUCGAAUAUAUCACACACAUGAAAAGUUACUAAUUGUAUAUACUUUUAUACAGUAGAUUUCUUUACAUUAAAAACCUCAGCUGAAAUAUUAAAAGCUCUUUUAUUUUAUACCAUUUUAAACAAAAAUAACGAUUCUUUUAUAGUUUAAUUGUAGAAACUGAUCCAGUAUGCUAAUAGAAAUAUUAGAGGCAUUUUUAGAGGAAAGACUUUAAACUGAAUUUCUGCUAAAGCACAGUAUAUAGAGGUUCCACAGUAAAAUCACUCUUCUGUCGGCGCUUUGAUCUCAGGAAGUAAUACCGGCAGUACGCAAUUGGUAAUUCACCAGUGGUGGAUGCGGGUUUUCCCUGUUAAAAGCCGUACGUUUAUAUGCGAAUAGCAAUGCGAGAGUGGGGAAAAAGCGACUAAGAACAUUGCGCGGUCGCCAUGCGCGACUACAGAUUUUACUUCCAAUUUUUCGGAGAGUGGUUCUACUGUCCCUCUUUAUACUGUGCCUAAAGUAUAUGUGAAAAAGGACACCGUACACAUCUUAUGGAAAAAGAAUGUCCCUCGAGUACAAUAAAAUUUACAUUAAUAAUUCGUCUUAAAAUUACAAUGAUUUUGUAUCAUUGCGCCAACUCUGAAUUUUAAUUAACAAGAGCAUAAAUUAUUGAAGUUCAUAAAACUGUCAUUCAUAACUACUAUUAGUCUAAUGGCUAUUGAAAAUAGUUUCCUGGUGUUAACUAAGCCAGUUAGACGAACAAUAUACUUUUGUGCGACUGAUCAAAUUAUACCUACUUUAUUAUAGAUAAGAUAGGAUUAAGCCUCUUGAAAAAAAAAUUACGAACUUUUAAUUUACAACAUAUUUUUUCUCUCUUUGACUCACGUACACUCCCAUUUAAUUUUAGAUUUAUUUAUAUCAAUUUACGCCCUAAUUAAGCAAAAUUCAGAGUUGGCGUAAUGAUAUGAAAUUACUAUAAUUUCGAGACGAAGGCAUGUAUGGUGUAUUCCACGAAUAUACGUCUGUUUUGGAUUAUCGCGAUAACGAAUAUUUUAGUGUGUAGCAUAAGAAGUAAGAAAGUAUUUUGCUCUAAUAAUUACUCCAAUAAACAACAAUAUAAUUUGGAAUUUAUUCUUUUUCUCAUCAGCAUCUUUCAGUGCGUCACAGUUUUUCGAUUUCUUUUUAACGAAUUAAAUUGUAUGUGACAGAAAAAAGGCACGUCGGUGAUUACAGACAUUUAUAACAUUUAUUCUAGUUGUCGAUAGAUUGCGCUAUAAUCGAAAAAAAGUUAUUUACGAAUUAUAUAUCUACGAAUAUAAUCUGUACAAUUUAUAAGACUAUACAAAUCAAAGAAAAUACCAUUUUAUAAAUGCAAUAAACACAAUUGAUUUGUUUUUAUGCCAGAUUACAAAUAAAAUGUCACAUCUGUCAGAUUUAACUAAAAUGUCAUGUUAGAAUAAAUGUUAUAAAUGUGUAUUAUCACGGACUUCCUUUUUUUUCUAUCAUUUGUGACGCACUGAAAAAUGCUCAUGGAAAAGACCAUACUUUCGUUCUUCAUAUUUUACACAGUAAAAUAUUCGUUGUCGCGAUAAUCCAAGAGGGUCGUAUAUUCGUGGAAUGGGGUAUACAUAUAACACGUAGACUGCGCGCUGCAAUCUAAAACUGUGCGACAGAGAAAAAUGUUCGUAGUUAGGGUAGGCAUCUCUUUCUAAUCGGCGGGAUUUAUCAAAUCGGUGGCAGUGGGAAAGUCACGUGGACGAUAAACUCAACGUCACUGGAUAAACCCCGCCGAUUAAAAAGAGACGCCUACCUUAAAUACAAACAUUUUUCUUUGUCCCACAGUCGUGCGACAUAGGUUUUCAUACUAUGCCAUCGAUAUGCAUCAGUUUUAUGACAUUUUGAUGAUUAACCUCACAUAUUUAUUAGUAUACUGGAAGUGCACGUAAUAUAUCGCUAUGUACACCCUGUAGGCAGUAAAAAAAUAACCUUGUUCAUAUCAGUAAAAAACUGUACAUUAUAGAAUCUUUGUAGGCUAUGCAAUAUACAGUAUUUUAUCUACUGACUGAAUCAAAUAUAUACCUUUUUGAUGUACUUACUAUUUAUUAUUACGAAAUAAAAGUUGACUAUGAGAUA
Diabrotica virgifera virgifera (western corn rootworm) is the source of this 16617-nucleotide messenger RNA. RefSeq names its product DNA fragmentation factor subunit beta (gene Drep4). NCBI's taxonomy places the organism in Eukaryota, Metazoa, Arthropoda, Insecta, Coleoptera, Chrysomelidae. The transcript has 5 exons. Gene Ontology annotation, cellular component: nucleus; cytoplasm. Gene Ontology annotation, molecular function: DNA endonuclease activity. Gene Ontology annotation, biological process: apoptotic DNA fragmentation; apoptotic process. Bases 173 to 1237 code for a protein of 354 amino acids. The record is from RefSeq and is a predicted model, not a curated record.